AUGAAACUGUUUGUGUGUCUAUUCGUUGUGGUCGCCGCAUUGGCAACUGCCCAGGCAGGAUUCUUGGGUCUGCUCGGCAAGGGCGGCGGCGGCGGCGGCGGCGGCUACGGUGGUGGCUAUAGCGGCGGCUACAGCAGCGGCUACAGUGGUGGCUACAGCGGCGGCUACGGAGGUGGCGGCUAUAGCGGCGGCGGCGGCUACGGCGGUGGCGGCUACGGAGGUGGCGGCUACGGCGGCGGCGGUGGCGUCCAGGUCAUCAAAAUAAUCGACGGUGGACACGGUGGUGGCGGCUACGGCGGCGGCGGCUAUGGCGGCGGCGGCUAUGGCGGCGGCGGCUAUGGCGGUGGCUACAGCGGCGGCCAUGGCGGCGGCUACAGCGGCGGCUACGGCGGCGGCUACGGCGGCGGCUAUGGCGGCGGCUACGGCGGCGGCCAUGGCGGUCACGUUGAUGUCUACAAGGUCAUCACCACAACCAGCCACGGUGGCGGCUAUGGCGGCGGCUACGGCGGCGGCUACGGCGGCAGCUACGGCGGCGGCUACGGCGGCGGCUAUGGCGGUGGCAACGGUGGCUCCUCCGGCUGGUGGAAGAAGAAGUAA
Drosophila montana is the source of this 597-nucleotide messenger RNA. Its product is annotated as acanthoscurrin-2. The transcript has 2 exons. The coding region runs from base 1 to 597 and encodes 198 amino acids. The record is from RefSeq and is a predicted model, not a curated record. Lineage: Eukaryota; Metazoa; Arthropoda; Insecta; Diptera; Drosophilidae.